Molecule: messenger RNA, 2172 nt
Organism: Magnolia sinica
Lineage: Eukaryota; Viridiplantae; Streptophyta; Magnoliopsida; Magnoliales; Magnoliaceae
Product: pentatricopeptide repeat-containing protein DOT4, chloroplastic-like
Exons: 1
Coding region: 1-2172 (723 amino acids)
Biological process (GO): RNA modification
Molecular function (GO): RNA binding; protein binding
Source: RefSeq, a predicted model, not a curated record
AUGGGUUUUGCACUCCAGGCAAUUCCUCAACCCCGCGCCUUCAAACCCAAAUUAACUCCUCAUGACUCGGCCAGGUUGUCAACUUCCAAUUUCUCUGACUUGUUGGAAUAUUGCACUCGAAGGGGAUUUAUCUCAGAAAUAAAACAAAUCCACGGCCUCUUAUUUGUAUGUGGAUUCACCCACUCCACAGUUCUUACAUCCAAACUGGUGCGGACUUAUUCAAUUUGUGGGAGUCUUGAAUAUGCUCAACAAGUGUUCGAUGAAAUUCCUCAACGGGACGUUGUCGUGUGGAACUCGAUGAUUAGAGGGUAUGUUUCAAAUGGGUCAUACCUUGAAGCACUCAAGCUCUUUCACAGAAUGUUGGUGGAAGGUGUCAACCCUGACAGCUUCGUUUUUCCUGGUAUUUUGAAAGCAUGCACUUCGAUUCUGGCCGUCGGGCUUGGACUAAUUGUUCAUGGGUACGUGAUCAAAUGUGGUUUGGAGAUCAACAUCUUUGUGGGCACAUCACUUGUCGACAUGUAUGCCAAGUCAGGGAAUAUUGAACUUGCUCAAAGAGCUUUUGAUGCAAUGUCAGAGAGAGGUGUUGCAUCUUACAAUGCCUUAUUUGCGGGUUACAUACAAAAUGGUCAUUUGGAUAAAGCAUUGGGUUUGUUUCGCCAAAUGCAGGUCGAUAGGAUUCAACCAAAUUCAGUGACGGUUUUACAUUUCCUCUCAGCUGCCGCUUCGGUUUCUGAACUUUGUCUGGUGAAGGAGGUUCAUGGGCUCAUGAUUCGUAAUGAGCUAGAUGUUGAGGUUAUGAAUUUGAAUUCACUUAUCAAUGUGUAUUCAAAAUGCGGUUGCUUAGAGUUAGCAUGCCGAAUUUUUUAUAAAAUGGUGCAAAGAAAUGUCGUUUCAUGGAAUGCUUUGAUUGGUGGCUAUAAUCAGAAUGGUUAUGCCUCUGAUGCCUUGCUACUCUUCAUGCAAAUGCAAAGAGAAGGGAUGAAGCCCGAUAGCAUUACUGUCACAAGUGGUUUAGCGGCUUGUGCGAAUUUGGAAGAACUUUGUAAAGGAAAAGAAAUACAUGCAUUCUCGAUCCGAAAUGGGUUCUGGCAGGACCCAUUUGUAGAUGUUGCUCUGAUUGAUUUAUAUGCAAAGUGCAAAUGUAUUGAAGAAGCACAAUCUGUCUUUGACACAGUUGCUGAUAGGGAUAUCCUAGCCUGGGGUGCCAUUAUCGUUGCUUAUGCUCAGAACGGUUAUGCUGAUGUAGCACUCGACCUUCUACGAGAACUGCAGAGGCAAAAGUUGAAACCCAAUUCAGUCAUAUUGGCGAGCGUGCUUGCAGCUUGUGCUCACAUGGCUUCUUUAGGACCAGGUAAGGAGAUUCAUGGAUUUUUGCUCAGGAGAGGAAUAGAUUCUGAUGUUUUUGCUGGGACCUCCGUACUUGACAUGUAUUGCAAGUGUGGAGACAUCGGAAGUGCACGGUAUCUUUUUGAAAGCUUGCAGCCUGGGAAUAUCGUCACAUGGACAAGCAUGAUGGGUGGUUAUGGCAUGCAUGGUUAUGGUGAAGAAGUAUUGACUCUUUUUGAAAGAUUGAAAACAGCGGGUUUGGCUCCCGAUCAUGUGACCUUUGUGUCCGUACUUUCUGCUUGUAGCCAUCAGGGAAUGGUCAAGGAAGGGUGGAGAUACUUCAAUGAAAUGUAUCCUGUCUAUGGGAUUGUCCCGAGGUUAGAACAUUACACUUGCAUGGUCGAUCUAAUGGGCCGUGCUGGGCUGCUAAACGAGGCAUAUAAAUUCAUAAAAGAAAUGCUGAUUGAGCCUGAUCGUAGAAUUUGGGGAGCUCUGUUGGGAGCAUGCAAGAUGCAUUCGAAUUUAGAGCUUGGCAAAAUUGUGGCCGCCCGCCUUUUCGAACUGGAGCCUCAGAAUUUUGGAAAUUAUCUAUUGUUAUCAGACAUCUAUGAUUCUGCAGGGAGGUGGGCUGAAGCAGAGGGGAUCGAGGCUGUUAUCAAAGGUAAGGGACUGAAAAAAUCUCCAGGGUGCAGUUGGAUUGAGGUGAAUAGACAGGUCCAUGUAUUUUCAGCAGGCGACAUCUCUCACCCUGACAGUGAAGCCAUAUACAACACAUUGGAGAAGGUUACCAUUCAACUGAGAAAUGCUGGUUAUGUUCCCACUGUCCUUUCAGUUGAAGAUGUGUAA